Molecule: messenger RNA, 10349 nt
Organism: Globicephala melas (long-finned pilot whale)
Lineage: Eukaryota; Metazoa; Chordata; Mammalia; Artiodactyla; Delphinidae
Gene: ZC3H6
Product: zinc finger CCCH-type containing 6
Biological process (GO): negative regulation of DNA-templated transcription
Cellular component (GO): nucleus
Molecular function (GO): metal ion binding; RNA binding
Source: RefSeq, a predicted model, not a curated record
CCGAGUCGCCUGUCGCGGGUGCCGCCAUGUUGGUGAGGAGAAAUCACCGUUACGGCCACUGUCCAAAUCCCCGCGUCGCUGCGCGCCGCCCGCCCGCUCCCAAGCCUCAGCCACCGGCGGCGAAUAGAGACUAAAGCGGCAGCGCCGGCAGCGCGGGGCCGUGGCCCAGUGUUUGCAGUUAGAGCCCCACCUCUCUGGCGUGGUUGUUAAUAGACUGGAAAGUCUGUGUCUGUGUCGCUCACUAGUAACCGUGAGUUUUUACCACUUCGUCACCUCCCGGCGGCGGCCGGGAGCAGGUACCCGCAGGCGGCGCAGGGAUCCUCCCCGCGCCCCGCCGCCGCCGGCCUCGCAGACCUGCCCUCCAGCCCCGCCCCGUUCUUGACCAAACAUGACAGACUCUGAACAUGCAGGGCACGACAGAGAAGAUGGUGAAUUAGAAGAUGGUGAAAUAGAUGAUGCAGGAUUUGAAGAAACACAAGAACAGGAAGCAAAAGAGGAUGAAAAGCAGAAAAAUGAGAAAGCCUACAGAAAAUCAAGGAAAAAACACAAGAAAGAAAAAGAGAAGAAAAAGUCCAAAAGGAGAAAACGUGAGAAACAUAAGCAUAAUUCUCCAUCCAGUGAUGAUAGUUCAGACUACAGCCUUGAUUCAGAGGUCGAACAUACAGAAAGUUCCCACAGAAAAAGAAGUGGUUUCUACAGGGAUUAUGACAUUCCAUUUCCUCAGCAUGGACAUAUAUCAGGAAGCUACAUGGCAUCAAAGAAGAGUCAACAUAACAGAAAAUUUAAAAGUAAAGAAUAUGAUGAGUACAGUACCUACAGUGAUGAUAACUUUGGUAACUACAGUGAUGACAACUUUGGUAACUACAGUCAGGAAACAGAGGAAGAUUUUGCCAGUCGGCUGAAACAAUACAGGCAAGCUAAAGAAACCUCAAAUACUGCUUUAGGAUCAUCCUUUUCUAAAGAACCAGGGAAAAAACAAAGAUUGAAAGGGAUCCAGCAAGGUAUUGAACAGAGGGUUAAAAGUUUUAAUGUUGCUCGUGGACGCGGCUUGCCGAAGAAAAUCAAACGCAAAGACCGUGGAGGAAGGGCCAAUAAAGGGCCUAAUGUGUUUUCAGGAACAGAUGACUUUCAAGAGUAUAGUAAACCAGGGAAAAAAUGGAAGGUUAUGACUCAGGAAUUUAUUAAUCAGCACACAGUGGAACAUAAAGGAAAACAAAUCUGUAAAUACUUUCUGGAAGGGAGAUGUAUUAAGGGAGAUCAAUGUAAAUUUGAUCAUGAUGCAGAGUUGGAGAAGAGAAAAGAGAUCUGCAAAUUUUAUUUACAAGGAUAUUGUACCAAAGGAGAGAACUGCAUUUAUAUGCAUAAUGAAUUUCCAUGCAAGUUCUAUCAUAGUGGAGCAAAAUGUUACCAAGGAGACAACUGUAAAUUUUCACAUGAUGAUCUCACUAAAGAAACAAAGAAACUUUUGGACAAAGUGUUGAAUACUGAAGAAGAAGCUACAAAUGAAGAUGAAAGAGAGUUAGAAGAACUUAGAAAGCGUGGCAUAACUCCUCUUCCCAAACCGCCUCCAGGAGUUGGGCUUCUGCCAACCCCACCAGAGCAUUUUCCCUUUUCUGAUCCCGAAGAUGAUUUUCAGACAGAUCUCUCUGAUGAUUUCAAGAAAAUUCCAUCUCUCUUUGAAAUAGUUGUAAAACCUACUGUGGAUUUAGCACAUAAAAUUGGGAAGAAGCCACCAGCAUUUUAUAACAGUGCCUCACCACCAGGACCACAAUUUCAGGAAAGCAGCCCACAUACUCAACAUAUCUAUAGUUCUGGGUCAAGUCCAGGUCCCGGACCUAAUAUGUCUCAGGGACACAAUAGUCCUGUGAUGCACCCAGGCUCCCCUGGACAUCAUCCAUGCGCAGGACCUCCUGGUCUACCAAUGCCGCAGAGCCCACCUUUGCCGCCUGGUCCACCUGGAAUUGUAGGCCCUCACAGUCAAGCGGGAGUACUUGUUCAACCGGAUACACCUUUGACACCACCAAAUAUGAGUGGUGCUUACCAUUGCCCUGGCUUUCCAGAACACAUGAUGAAAGUACCUAGAGAGAAUCACUGUUCUCCAGGUUCAUCACACCUGCAAAGUCCUGGUGAAAUGCAGCUCAAUACCAAUUAUGAGUCCUUACAAAACCCAGCUGAGUUUUAUGAUAAUUACUAUUCACAGCAUGCUGUACAUAAUUUUCAGCCACCCAAUAACUCUGGUGAUGGGACGUGGCAUGGUGAAUUUGCCCAGCAUCAGCCUCCUAUCGUUCAAGACUCACCUACCCGCGGGAGUGGGUCUGACAGCAGCAGUAAUGUGACAGGCCAUGGCCCCCUGCCUGCACCAGGUCUCCUCCCUGCAGUGCAGAGAGCUCUUUUUGUUAGACUUACUCAGAAAUACCAAGAAGAUGAAGAACCAGGCAGCACCCAACCUCAGAGGGCACCAAGCAAGGAAGAAGAUGAUACUGUUAACUGGUAUUCCAGUAGUGAAGAGGAAGAAGGAAGCAGUGUCAAGUCAAUACUGAAAACAUUGCAGAAACAAACAGAAACUUUAAGGAGUCAACAACCUUCCACAGAACUCAGCACUCCUACUGAUCCAAGACUUGCUAAAGAGAAAAAUAAAGGAAGCCAAGUGGUUGACCCUAGACUUAGGACUAUCUCAAGGCAAGACGUUAGAAAAUCUUCUGAGUCUACCCCACUGGAUCUUAGACUUGCGUGGGAUCCCAGGAAAUUAAGAGGGAAUGGAAGUGGUCACGUAGGUUCUUCUGUUGGUGGAGCAAAGUUUGAUUUACAUCAUGGAAAUGCUGGCCCUAAUGUCAAACACAAAAGAGGAGACGAUGACGAUGAAGAUACAGAAAGAGAACUGAGAGAAAAAGCUUUCUUAAUACCUUUGGAUUCUUCCCCUGGUAUAAUGCUCCAGGAUCCAAGGUCACAACUGAGGCAGUUUAGUCACAUUAAAAUGGAUAUUACCCUAACCAAACCCAACUUUGCAAAACACAUCGUGUGGGCUCCAGAAGACUUACUUCCAGUCCCUUUACCUAAACCUGACCCAGUAUCUUCAAUCAAUUUACCUCUGCCCCCUCUUAUAGCUGAUCAGAGGCUCAGUAGGUUGUGGAAUACAAAAAGUGAUCUUCGUCAAAGCACAGUGCCCACUGAUGCAAAACUAGCAGGCAAGGCCAAAAUUAACACAGCAAACAGAGAAGGCUACCUAGAACAAUUUGGAGACGCACAUAGUUCAGGAAGUAAGUUAGGAGACCCUAGGCUGCAAAAAAGUUUUGAUCCUAGACUUCACAGACUGCAUAGUACAGAGUCUCAUCAAGCAGUUAUGAAGGAUUCACAUACAUCAAAGGGUGCCCCUCAUGUAGCCAGAUCAAACUCUGGUUCAUCACAGCCCUUAGGGGCAGUAUCUAGCAAUUCUGGUCCUGGGGCUUUGCCUCCAUAUGCCCCUAAACUCUCAUCUUCAGCUGGCCUUCCCCUGGGAACUCCAGGUUCAGUCCUUAGUGCUAUUAGUUUGUAUGACCCUAGGGAGCAUAGUUCAUCAUCUACAUCAGAGCCAGCAACAGAAAAUGCAGAGAGCCAGAAAAAAAGUGGUGGUUUAAAAAGUAGUGAUAAAAACGAGCCUCCUACUGGAGAAGCAGUCCUACCACAGAAAAUCGCUCCAAACGUGGACGUCCCUGUUGAUGGGCCAGCUGACCCAGAGGCAGAUAUUCUUGGGAGUUCCGGUACCGUUCAGGUCCCAGCAGUGCACAGUCUUCCGAUUCAGGCAUUAACAGGCUUAAUUAGACCCCAGUACAGCGAUCCAAGACAGUCAAAGCAGCCGGGUCAGGUGAGCCCCACCCCAGAUGAUGACCCUCGUAGAGCAACAGAUGACAAAUCUCUGAAAGAGGUUUUUAAAACUUUUGAUCCAACUGCUUCACCGUUUUGUUAGCUAUUGUGUAAUUAAGCAGUUCUUUUCACUCUUGUGACUAUUGCAGUCCCCUGCUGUUUUGUAACUGGUUUACCUCUAUAGUUUAUUUAUUUUUAAAUUAUAAACACUUUUCAGCUGCUAGUAUCAGAACCACAUGAAGUUAUAUCCUCUAAAGCCUGUGGUAUUUUAUAUAAUAUUUUUAUAAUUUUAAGAGACUGUAGUAAUUGACAUAGAAACCUAUAUAUCACGUUAGCUUCAGUAAAAGUACUUUUAUUGUAAAUAAACCAUCAUGAACUCAACACUCUGCCUGAAUAUAUGCCAGUUGUCUUUCAUAAUCAGUGUUUAGAUAAAUGAUUACCACUUUUAUAUGGUUAUUAGUUUCAAGCAAUAUAAUGUACAUUACUUUUCAGAAACAGUAUUUUGACUAGGAUCCUAUUUGUCAACACAGAACUGAUUAAUAUGUAAUGCUGACUGCUAGCUAAAAUGUAAAAUGAAGUAAAACAUUUUUAAAAUCAUAAUUAGCAGAGCAGUUCAUGUUUAAGGGCAUCACUUUUAUUAGUACUGGCAAUAUUAUUUGUGUAAAUGAAGCAUUUGAAUGUUGUACCUUUUAAAAGUAUUUUAUGGUAUACUGUAUCAUAGAAGUUGGAGAUAUAUAAAUAGAAUGUUUUGCUAAAAUGAAAAAUUCCCGAGUUCUCUAACAUAACUUUUUAAUUUUUCAUAUUAAUAGUUAUGAGUUACUGCUGUGUUACAUUAUGAUGUUUAUGCGUUUCGAUGUUUUUUGUCUUUAGCAGCAUAAUUUAUAUUACUUUUUCAAAUGAUGUAGCUGCAAUAAUUGUAUUCAUCAUGACUUUGGCAAUUUUUAACAAAAUUUUAAAAGAUCCAGUGAGUCUGUGGUGAUUAUUUCAUUGAUAAUGUUUUAAAUGUCCAGGUUCUAUAUUUUUUCUUAAAUAGCGAGAAAACACAGAGAUGGUAUAGUCAACUGUAUAUGGCUACCAAUAAAGAAUCUCUUUCAGAUCUCACCUGACUGGCAUUCUAUAACAGAGGAGACUGCCUGGUGUUUUAAUGUAUUCAAUGUCGUCAUAGUUUGGAAACCUCCUGAAUUGAUUAGAGGUUGUAUUUUUAUGAAAAAUAAUUUGUACUCAUUCUUGUAUAUUUAUUGCAGUAUAUAAAUAAUGGCAACCCUACCUGUUUUAUACAUAUAUUAUUUAUAACUAAAACUAAGUAGUACACUUAGUUUCAGGCUAAGUGUAUAUAUUAAUAUCUUGAACUAGAGGUAUGUGACAGUAUUUGCUAGUAACAACUCUAAUAAGUAACUUGAAAAGGAGUAUUUCAUUAUAAAAGAUAAUGGAAGUAGAGGAAAUCAGUCCUUGAGAAGUGAUUUUUAAAAUAUACAGCAAAAUAUUUAUGUGGGAACCUAACACUCAGAUAGCAUAUGGUUUAAUACUAAUGUAUAUCCUUUCUAUUCCCUUCUUCACUUUUUACUUUUUUUGCCCUGAGUCCGUGCUUAAAUGGGGUUGCAGUUAAGUGAACAAGAAUUCUGCCUGCCUACCUAAGAAGUUCAUUGUGUUCUAAGUGGAAGGACAGUUGUUCAAGGGAAUGUGAGUUCCUACUAUUUAUACUUUGGUUACAUUGUAGCCUAAAGUGGUUCUGGAUAAUGUUUUGGGGUUAAAAAAUGCAGUUUAAAGCCAUGAUAGAAAGAAUUUUUUGACUUACUAUCCAAAUGAACUUUAUUGUUAAUUGAAAAGUCAAUAAAAUGGAUAAAACUGACCAAAAAAAAUAUAGACACAUUUAUAUUCCUAAGAAUAAUAUUCCUUUAUCAGGAUAAAAUCAGUAAAAUUGCUGAAUUUUAGUAAUUAAAUUUAAAAUUUUAGCAAAUCUUUAAUUCAUGAUUUUAUAAUUAUUGUAGGUGAUGCUGUUUACAUUUAAAAUAUCACACAAAAAAAGAUAAUUUGGAUGUUAAAGAUCAAAAUGGAAUCCAAAUUUUUUUCCAGAUUCUUAACAGAAGAUCCUUUUUACUAAGAGAGAUAUUAAAAGAUUAAUUUAAAAGUAAGAUUUAAAAACCAUUAAAACUUACUUACUAAGUAAGUUCAUUUACUUAGUAUUCUUGAGCCCCUAUUACAUCGGCUAGUGGCCUGGAGGCUAUUUUACAAGAAAGUUUGAACUUACCUUCAAAUUUAACAAUAUAUUUUUUAUGAAAAUGUUUUAUUUAUGUUUAAAAUAAUGAUUUUUUAUUUGUAAUGCUUUUUAAUUGAGAUAACUUUAGGGAAUAUUCUAUUAUAUCCUAUCAACCUGGAUUAUCUUAAUAUCCUUUUUUCCCAUUUUCUUACCAAAAUUUAAUAAGUAGCCAUUCUCUCUAAUUAAUAAGCUCCUUGUAAGGUGAAUUGGUGUUUUUAGAAUCCAUCUAAUUUGAUUUACACUAUUACACUGAAAAGUACAUUAUGUCCCUAUUCUUAGAAGCCAAACAUUUACAGAUAACAGAAAUAACUGUGUCUUUAAAGAGUCUGCUAGACUCAUUGGUUGAGAUGUAACUUAACUAUUCAUACUGGUUUGUGAGAGUUUUAUACCUGUUCCCUUUGAUGUUGAAUAGAGUGGGAUAUGUCAGGGUGUUGAGUUGGGAUAUCCAGAUGAUCAUAAUUUAGAUUGAGCAGCUACUUUCCCAUGUCUUGUUUAGUUUGCUCCCAACUCCUCUCUCUGGAGGUUUCCUAGUUAGGACCUCAUUCUGAAUCUUGAAAAUGAACCAAAUGUUGGAGUGAUUUCAAACUCUGCCUCAGCAGUUAGGUCUGUUGCUGUACAGACCCUCUGUGUUACCCAGCCAUAUGCACUAAACCCCAGAAUUAGGUUGCAACCAAAGUAGCCUAAUUAUGAAAUGAUGUUUGCUUAGGUUUGUUUGUCUUUUAACUUGCCUUAGGAGUUUAGUAGUUUUCCUUGCUAGUCGUACUUACUUUAAGAGUAGAAGAAUAGUUGAUUAGUAAAAAAAAAUCCUGUAUGAGUGUUCGUAUAAGCUACUUGCUGAACUAAUUAGAAGAGAGAGAGGGAGGAAAGGAGAACUUAUGAGGGCUAGAGGUUUAUGACAAUGAAUUCAUAUUCUUGUUCUGAAUUGAUUUAUAGGUGUUUUAUCUUAAUGUCUAGUUCGUUUUCUGUGAAAUGGGUAUAAUUUUGACUGUUUACAGAUUUGAUGUAAGGAGUGAAGUAAUUAUCAUUUUUAAGUAUUUGUAAAUAUAAAAUUGCUUUAUGACUUUCACAAACGUAAUCAUUACGUUCCCACUGGGUUUGCAUUAAGUUGUACAGAUUCCGAAAUAACAUGAUAUGGUUUGUGUGGUGCACCAGUUCUAUGAAGUUUCAGACGAUACACAUUUGAGACACAGUAGAAUUGCCUGAGAAGUUGUUUCAGAGAAUAUUAACCCAUCAAGUUGGCAAUUUCCUUAAACAUUUUGUGUAUCAGUAAAACACAGGACUUUCCUAUUUUAGAGCUCUAUGGACUUGUAGUGUCUAUUCAAGAUCUGACCGCUCUGCCCAUUUUAUGCAAGUUGGAUAUUGAUGGAGGGUGUAAAUCCUCUGAUAGUCAGUGUCGUGUGACGUAUUUGCUUGAAUCAUAGCACGUGUGUUGUGGGCGAAGUGGCCAACUCAGUCAGUAUAAGGGCUGUUAGCUUUUAGAAACACUAGGGAUGUUUACUCCCACCUCUUAAUAUAUAUUUCUGCAAGCAUGUGACAUUGAGGUCUUUCUUAGUGACCAUUUGCUUGAUAUUGAUAAAGGUACAUUUUCCUUUGGUUAAUGGCAUCUUGACGUUCGGAAGUUCCUACGGAUCUAGAUGUGAGGGCUUGUCAAUGUAUUUCCAUUUGCACAGGACAGAGUCUUACGGUGGAGAUGUUCUCCCUGAGCUCACCCUUCUGGGCUGAGGGCUACACCUCAGAGGGGUUGUCUGUGCUAAAGGCUGUACCUCGGCGAGGUGGUCUGCAGUCAAGCAGUCCACUGAUAGGGUGCCUGCAACCUUCAAUAUUGGGCUUUCUGUGAAUUUCUAGAAUGAAGGGUUGUAAUUAUCUUUUCAGAAAUGGUUUGGCAGCACUUGAUGCUGUUAUGUUCAAAAUUUAGUGGUCAUUAGUAAACUUAAUUAGUUUAAAUAAGGCUGAGUUUAGGAAAUUAAAGCUUUGACAAAAUGUAACCAAACAGGGUCUGAGUGUUUAAAGCUGUUUUUCUCACUUAUGUGUUAGGACUUGGUGUUUAUGUAAUGUCUCUUCCCGAAGUAGCUUACGUGAUUUGCAGAACCAGCGCCAGUAGCUACCAAUCGCUGUUAUUGCUGGCGUUAUGUUUUCGAGUAUGUUAUUUAUUAGCAGCGUCUGCCAGUUGUAACAAAGUCCAAAUUAACCUGCCUUUCUUGGAAAGGACACAUACCUAAGAAAGGACUUUAAGUUAAUGUCAACAUAACAUUUAGAAUUUCUCAUUUUAAAAUAAGAAAUAAAAAGCACAUUUUAAACUGUACUUUAUGCUUUUGGAGGCAGAACCCAUAUGUGUCUCCUUGCUUCUCUGUUUUCCCAUUGCAGCAAGCCUAGUGCUACGCACACCGUGGGUGCUUUGUUCCCAACGUCCAUCCAAGUUUAGAUUUUGCAGGUGCUGUCAUCUGUUAGAGUAGAUGCGACAGAGCCAUUCCAUGAUCGUAUUAGAAAGAGUACAAUAAUAAAUUAUACCUCCUUCAGUGGACACAGGGCACCAACCUUCUCUUUUUUUGUCUCCCCUCCCCACCUCCCACCCAAACAAUGUGAAAGUAGGGUUAUGGCAGCUUUACUUAGGAGUUAUAUGUUUCUACAAUAGUUCGUAAUUCUAUGAGUCCUCCAGACUUACAAGAUAAUUUUACUACUUCAUUGUGGAAGUUUGAAUAGAUCAGUAAUUUAUCCCCAUAGAUCUAUGAAGGGUUCUUUCUGUAAUCUGAAAGAACUCCAUGCUAGAGUCUUAUGUUUUUAUGUUAAAAUAUAUUUCUCUAAUUUCCCCCUUCCUAUUCUCCUCAAAAUUCAACCAAAAUUAUGAAGAUAUGCCUAACCUAGUGAAUUUCCAAUCGCAUUUUAUCCUAAGACCAUUAACUUACCCUUUCAGGUCAUGAAUUGGACUCUAAAUCUGGGUCUUGUGUCUUGUCCUUAAACACCCUUCCUUACCCUUUAGAACAGAACAGUCAUGUGCUACAGUUGUGAGCAUAAAGGAAAUCCGUUUUUUCCAACAACUAUGAGUUCUUGGAACAAUAUCUUGUAGCUUGGUUUAUCAUUGGAUCUCUUGUUUUUUAAACUUAGAAUUUAUGAGAAAAAAGUUAAUAUAUAGCUUGUUAUGGCAUUUUAGAAGAAAAUCUCCGGCUCCACGCUCCUUGGCUCAUUACUCUACUGAUUUUAAUACCUCUGUGAGGUUUUAAAGGUUGAGAGGAAUGGCGAAAUUUGUGUUAGAUAAUAUUAUUUUGUCAGUGAUGUGAUAUAUAGGUUAUUGUAAAGGAGUUAAAUACACACAGACCCAAUUUUUGAAAAUUAGUCAUGUUCUUCCCAAACUUCCAUUACAAGCAAGAUCUUGGGGUUUGUUGUCCGUGAUAGACUGUACAUUUUAUGUGCUUUUUAAGUAGAGAAGGUGAAAAAUAAUUAACUAGUAUUGCAGAUAAGAGGUCUUAGUCCACCUAUAUUUUAUAGGAAUUUGCCCUCCAAAUGUUUGAGAGAGAAGUCACAUAAGAUAGGAGAAUAUCUUUUCCUGAAGUAGAAUGAAAUUUCCUUUAAAAGUGACAAUCAAGAAAUAGUCAUUUCUAUACUUACUUGCCAAAGUUUUUAAAAAGUUUAUGUUUCUUACCGUAAACCCAGUGCUCCUCCACCAAGGAUUCAGAAAGGGCUCAGUAUAAAGCCAGGGUUCUAGGCCAUUUUGCUUUUAGUCUAGGGCUGCUGAGCUUGCACAUGGUAAGGGCAUUGAUGGCACUUGUGUCCUAGGAUGUCAUGUGUCUGUGUGUUUGGUAGGAGGUGGUGUUGUGUCCAGAUUCCUGGUCGCCCACUUUCUAUCAGAUUUACAAGCACCAUCUGUAAGGUAGGCUGAAAUCCAGAUUAAACCUAUGCAGUAUGAAGUAGUGGGUUUUUUUUAACUUCCUACUGUGAAUUAUUUCAGUUCCCCACAUUGUAUCUCAAAUGGUGGGGAAAUGCUGCCUUGACUGUUUCACUUUGGAGGGUUUUAAUAGAUGCCAAUUUAGUAGAUUAACUAAAUUAUUAACCUACUGUCUGUUCAAAAGACACCAGCAAAGGGUGUACUUGGCUGAAUUGAUAAAUUAUUCUACACGAGGACUAACAAAUCCCUUGGUAACAUCAGGAAUAUCUUUUUUUUCCCCUUCUAAUUUACUAAAAACUUUUCCAAGUUGCAUUCUGUUGUUGCAAGUUUCUGUAGUUUUCUUCUGUGACAUCUUUCUAUUGUCUGACUUUA